Messenger RNA from Cicer arietinum (chickpea), 1555 nucleotides. Its product is annotated as F-box/kelch-repeat protein SKIP11-like. Gene Ontology annotation, molecular function: protein binding. The record is from RefSeq and is a predicted model, not a curated record. Lineage: Eukaryota; Viridiplantae; Streptophyta; Magnoliopsida; Fabales; Fabaceae. Gene Ontology annotation, cellular component: nucleus.
ACAAAAUCAAUAUUAACAGAGAGUAUCAUAUUUCUAAAGAAUGGAGUAGAUGUGGGCAAAGAGAUAACCAAAAACUCUCCAAGUAGAGUAUGUCCUUUAUCAUUUUGGAACUUUCAAACAAUAUGCAUCAACUAGAAGAAAAAGAAAAGUUAGACAUGCCAAGAAAGUCAACUGAAAAUCCAAAUGAUUCUCAAGAUAAGGAAAACCAUAAAGAUAACAAUUCUCAUUUGCAAUCCCAAAACCAAGGGAAUUACCAGAAAAAAGCUUGUGUUGAGCUUGACCCGAGUUCUUUAAUUCACCAACUCGGUCGAGACAUUACUAUCAAUUGUCUCCUUCGACUGUCAAGGUCAGAUUAUGGAUCAAUUGCUGCAUUGAAUCAUCAUUUUCGAUCUCUCAUUCGAACAGGAGAACUAUAUCAACUAAGGCGUAAAAUGGAUAUAAUUGAGCACUGGGUAUAUUUCUCUUGUGACCCACUUCAGUGGGAGGCAUUCGAUCCAAAUCGUGGUCGAUGGAUGCAUUUGCCUAGAAUGAAUUCUAAUGAAUUAUUUAUGUUGUCAGACAAGGAGUCAUUGGCUGUUGGUACAAACCUUCUAGUUUUUGGAACGGAAAUAAUGACUCCUACCAUUUAUAAAUAUAGCCUUUUGACUAAUGAAUGGACAAAAGGUAUGAAAAUGAAUAUUUCUAGAUGCUUGUUCGGUUCUGCCAGCAUUGGAGAAAUUGCCAUAUUAGCUGGUGGUUGCGAUCUACAAGGAAACAUCUUCAAGCAUGCUGAACUUUAUAACUCAGAUACCAACCAAUGGGAGAUUCUUCCAGACAUGAAUACUGCAAGGAAGAUGUGUUCUGGUGUAUUUAUGGAUGAAAAAUUUUAUGUCCUUGGAGGAAUUGGAGCUGACAAAACUACAAAGUUAACAUCUGGAGAGGAGUUUGAUUUGAAGACAAGAAAAUGGCAUGAAAUACCCAACAUGUGCCCUCCACAAAAUGAAACAGCCACAUAUAGUGAGGCUCCCCCUUUGAUUGCUGUUGUAAAUAAUGUUUUGUAUGUUGCUGACCAUGCACAACAGGAAAUAAAGAGAUAUGUUAAAGACAACAAUUCAUGGGUCACCAUUGGAAAACUUCCUGAGCGAGCAUUCUCAAUGAAUGGUUGGGGAAUAGCCUUUCGGGCAUGUGGAAAUCAAUUGUUUGUUAUUGGAGGUUCUAGUUUUGAUGGCAGAAGAGUGCUUGAAGUUAAUGCUUGGGCCCCAAAUAAUGAAGACGCACCACAAUGGAACUUGCUUGCAAGAAGACAAUUAAGGAGCUUUGUGUAUAAUUGCACUGUGAUGGGAUGUUAAGGUGUUUCCCCCCAAUUUCCUUUAAAGGCUUAAAUUCGCCAUCUCCUUUUAUUGAAAUUUAUGUUUCUAUUUCUUCUUUUUCAUUUGUUUGUUGGUUUGAGUCUCAUCGAGUAUUAAGGGUGUUAUUUUGGGUUAUGAAAUAAUGUGUUGUUAAUGCUACAUAAUUGGUUGUCAUGUCCUGUUUAUUUGUUUAAUUGAAUAAAUACCUGAUUUAAACGAGUUUUAAA